CCGUGUGCGCCUGAAAUGUGGAAGAAGAUGGAAGUUGAUUACAACCCCAUAGACUUGCCCAUUAAUGUUGUCCACGAUCCAGAUUCAGACAGAGACACGGACGGGGCGGAUGUGAAAGACAUGAGGCUGGAAGCUGAAGCCAUCGUGAACGAUGUCCUGUUUGCCGUCGCCAACAUGUUUGUCUCUAAAAACUUGCCCUGCACGGUGGACAUGGCGUACAUCAACGUGGAGAUUAAGGAGGGGACCAGAUACUGCCUGGAACUCACGGAUGCCGGUCUCAGGGUGGUCGGGUUUGCUUUCGACCAGGUUAACCCAGGAAGCCGCAGCCAAUACCAUGAAACUGUUUACUCUCUGCUGGAUUCCCUGAGCCCUGCGUACCGUGAGGCCUUCGGCAACGCCCUGCUGUGGAGACUGGAAGCACUAAACGGGGACGCCCAGUCAUGAUGGACAGCCGUCCACCGGAUCA
Molecule: messenger RNA, 466 nt
Organism: Nanorana parkeri
Lineage: Eukaryota; Metazoa; Chordata; Amphibia; Anura; Dicroglossidae
Gene: GSKIP
Product: GSK3B interacting protein
Exons: 3
Coding region: 16-444 (142 amino acids)
Biological process (GO): regulation of canonical Wnt signaling pathway
Cellular component (GO): cytoplasm
Molecular function (GO): kinase regulator activity; protein kinase A binding
Source: RefSeq, a predicted model, not a curated record